UGGUCGGACGUUAUUAUCAAACGGCCCUCAAACAUGGCUGCGGCUGAAAGUGGCAAUGGAGAGCAGCGAGGUGACUUUUCUGAGUGAAACCAGAAACACUAGCAUUCAUAGACAGGAGGAGACGGUGAAGCCAUGGGUUUUAUGAGACACGUCGUGUGCGCCAUGUCCGGCGGCGUUGACAGCUCUGUGGCUGCGCUGCUACUGAAGAGAAGAGGUUAUAGUGUAACAGGAGUCUUUAUGAAGAACUGGGACUUGCAGGAUGAGAAGGGGGUGUGCACUGCAGAGAAAGACUGUGAGGACGCUUUCAGAGUGUGUCAGAUCCUGGACAUCCCCUUCCACCAAGUGUCUUAUGUCAAAGAGUACUGGCACGAAGUGUUCAGUAACCUAUUGAAGGAAUAUGAGAAGGGCAGGACCCCAAACCCAGAUAUAAUGUGUAACAAGCACAUCAAGUUCAACCAUUUCCACAAGUACGCUGUCGACACACUGGGUGCUGAUGCCAUGGCAACAGGCCACUACGCCAGGACAUCACAGGAAGAUGAAGAGGUUUUCCAACAGACGUACACAGCCCCGCCUACCUCUCUCUUCAGAGAUCGAUUUGAGAUUAGAAAUCCGGUGAGGUUGUGUAAGGGAGCAGAUCUCGUCAAAGACCAAACCUUCUUCCUCAGUCAGAUCUCCCAGGAUGCCUUGCGACAAACCCUGUUCCCACUGGCUGGACUUACCAAAGAUUUUGUCAAAAAGAUUGCUGCUGAGGCGGGGUUUCACCAUGUGCUGAAGAGGAAAGAGAGCAUGGGCAUCUGCUUCAUUGGAGAGAGAAACUUUGAAAACUUUAUUUUGGAGUAUCUGGAACCUAAACCUGGGAACUUUGUCUCCAUCGAGGACGGGACGGUCGUGGGAACACACAAAGGCUGGUUCACUCUGACACUGGGCCAGAGGGCGAGGAUAGGAGGGCAGAAAGACGCCUUGUUUGUGGUGGACAAAGACAUCACUACUGGAGAUGUGUUUGUGGCUCCAACUACCAAUCACCCGUCUCUUUUCCGUGACACGUUGCGGACCGACCGCUUCCACUGGAUAGCAGUUGACCCGCCUGCUGAACUAGCCAGGACUCAGAUGAUGGAGUGUCAUUUCCGCUUCAUCCACCAGAUGCCACUCGUUCCCUGUACGGUGACGCUGAACAUGAACGGCUCCGUGUGGAUCUCACUCUCACAGCCAUUAAGGGCUCUCACACCUGGACAGUUUGCUGUGCUCUACAAAGGUGACGAGUGUCUGGGUAGUGGGAAGAUUGUCCAGCUGGGGCCCAGUGAAUACACACUCCAGCAGGGCAGAGAGCGGUUGUUAGCAGCGGCGCAGCUCAAGCAGCAGCAGACCCCCGAACCAGCCAGCUGAGACUGACCUCACAGCCCGGUCGUGGUGGAAAUGAGCUCUGUCCGGUAGAUCACCCUGUCCAUACAAAAGAAAAUGCCUCUUAGACUGGGCUUUGAGACACAGUGCCUGUUCUGGAGGCCUUGUUGGAGGCGGUACUUGGUUGUUUUUAAACUUCGACGUGUCAACAGUAUUAAUAACACAAGGGGAAAAAGGGUGGAUUUCCAUACUGUUUUUAGUAUUUGGGAUUCGAUACUAUGAGGCAAUCUGCUAGCUGCUCAAAUAAACCAUCUGCAUCCAAGCCUACGUGUGUUUUGGAGUGGAGACUAAAUGGUGAUAAGAUGGUUUGAUAAGUAACAUUAACCUCAUUUUGAAAAGAUUUUCCGACUAUUCGCUAUUACACGUCAAACAUCACUGAUUAGAUGACACCACCAAAUGUCUGUUUCUACUUAUAAUUUACCGGUUACCAUUAUUUAUGCUCAACAGAUUCUCCAUUGAACAUUCAUGAUAACAUCAGAGCUGCUGUUAUUGUUUGCCAUGCAUUGUAAAGAAUACCUGCACUUUGACGUAAGUCUUUGAGAUAUCGUGUAGUUGAUCUGGUUUAUAUAUUUAAGAAGUGCUGGAUGUAUUUUCUGAGACACGCUGGAGGAUAAUUGCCAGAACUGUGGUUAUCCUUUGGAACUGGAGUUUUAAUACCAGAAACCAAAAUCAAAUUUUUUAAAGUAUCCAGCUCUAAAAUGGUUCAGUAAAUAAAACAAUCCCUCAACUCAAACUUUUAAGUUUGAGAGUUUUUGUCUUCAUACAGUCUGUACUCAUUGUUAUGACCUGUGGUCUUUUUCAAGGACUUUUUAAGACUGUUAGUCUCAACCCUUUUAAUGUUGUUUUCUAUAUUAUAAUGGUAGGAAACCUGUGAGCGACCCAGGAUUAACCGAGGCAUAGGAGGUUCUGUGGGAUCUGACUCUAAGCAGGAUUAACUACUCAUGUCCACUAGAGAUAUGUAUGAGUAUGGCACAAUUAUUUGGCGCUCUUGACUGUGAAUGAAAGUGACAAUGAUAUUCUCUUCAGUAUGAUGGGAUUUAAACUUGUCAUUUACUGUAGCUCUUCCUGUCAGCUCUAAGGAUGCUUAUGUUUUCCAUGAAUUUCCCUCCCAUCCUUGAUCUUGGUUGAAUGUCACUGAUGUUCACCCUGCCUCUGUGCCAACUGCAAACCUACAGUACUCUACUUGGUUCUUUGAACGAUUGUCAUACCAUGUGUUUUGAUAAAUUAAAUUAAUACUUUAAUACAUAA
This is a messenger RNA of Morone saxatilis (striped sea-bass), 2646 nucleotides long. It is a transcript of the gene trmu, whose product is annotated as tRNA 5-methylaminomethyl-2-thiouridylate methyltransferase. Bases 133 to 1383 code for a protein of 416 amino acids. Gene Ontology annotation, biological process: tRNA wobble position uridine thiolation. The transcript has 11 exons. Gene Ontology annotation, molecular function: sulfurtransferase activity. The record is from RefSeq and is a predicted model, not a curated record. NCBI's taxonomy places the organism in Eukaryota, Metazoa, Chordata, Actinopteri, Moronidae. Gene Ontology annotation, cellular component: mitochondrion.